Polyodon spathula (Mississippi paddlefish) is the source of this 3895-nucleotide messenger RNA. Its product is annotated as chondroitin sulfate N-acetylgalactosaminyltransferase 1-like. Gene Ontology annotation, cellular component: Golgi cisterna membrane. The record is from RefSeq and is a predicted model, not a curated record. Lineage: Eukaryota; Metazoa; Chordata; Actinopteri; Acipenseriformes; Polyodontidae. The transcript has 8 exons. Gene Ontology annotation, molecular function: glucuronosyl-N-acetylgalactosaminyl-proteoglycan 4-beta-N-acetylgalactosaminyltransferase activity. The coding region runs from base 1215 to 2846 and encodes 543 amino acids.
CUCACUUGGCGCUGCCUGUGCUCCCAGACCAGGAGAGCUGACAGAUAAAAGUGUAGAGCUUUGCAGUCGGCACAAAAAGAACUUUGACUAAUGAAGUUUAGACUGGAUAAAUAGAUAUUGGAUUUGGCUAAAGGUGUUUUAUCCGUGUAACCAUCUUUUGAACCCGGUCUGGACGUCGGUGCAUCAUUUGAGCUCUGGAGGCAAUUGCGAGAAAGAGGGAACUAUGUCCAGCCUUAAUACAAGAAACAGUCUUUUCAUCAAUCUAAACCUUGGAACCCCUGUGCAGAUAAACUACAAUGGCUCAACCUGGAUCCCAAGCAUAGGCAAUGCCAGUUACCAUAAGGGUGGGUCAGAUACAAGAGAAUAAACAUCGUAACCAGAUGAGAAGAUUGUUUUACAGAACCACAGACCAGCCUGCAGCUUUACAGCUAACCUCCUUUGGACCGGAUGUAAAAUACUACUCAGAUGCUACUUUACCGGAUCUUUGUAUAUGUACUGCAGAAGGUAUCAACGACUUUAACCAGAUAGCAGCUGCUUUAAUGUGCAAUAUGUUAAUGGCUUAAAAUGGAUUAUCCAAAACAUCACUGACCUUUGUGCAAGUACUGAAAAAAAUAUAUAAAAAAAACCCCAAAAAAACCCAAAAAACACAUGUAUGCCUAACUGCCUUUGGCAGGUACUGAGAAAACACAUUCCAGAAAUCUGCUUCUGUGUCAGAAAUAGCAUCUUUAUAUGACGAUUUAAGAAGUUGCAUGGUGUGUUGAUGCUUCAGGGUGAGAUAUAAUCAAUCAGCAUUUAUGCCAUCAUUGCCUUAAGGAAACUGUGUGAUAUUUAAACGUGACAUGUGCUAAUUGACACCUGACUACCUACAGAUGGGACCAGGGAGACAUUUGUCAAACCAACUGAAUCAAAUGAAAGGAUUUGUACUGCAAAACAUGCCACUGACCUGACAAGAGAACUAGAUUUGUACUUUAUAGAACACAUUCUAUGAUUGACAUUUGGAUGUGAGUUUAGGGAUCUGUGUCUGGCAUUAACUACUUUCAAAUACAAAAGAAAAUAUUGGGCCAGCUGAUGCUACUAAGGAUUGAAAAACAGUUUUUGUUUUGGAUGUGAGAUUUUAAAGUAAAAAAAAAAAAAAAAAAAAAAAAAAACACCUGUGGGCUCAGAACUGCCCCAUAAGAGUGACUUGCGCCCAAUGUAGCCCCUGAGCAAAUCUAAUGUUGCGGAGGGGGCUGCUGGCUUCGGGGUUCCGAGUGGCCUUGCUACUGGUGCUGCUGUGCUGCUGCCUGUCACUGAUCUACAUGCUGGCAUGCAGCCCGCGGGCAGACGAUGGUCAGGUCCCGCUCCCCCGGCCCAACAGCCCCACAGGCAAGGAGGGCUACCAGGCCCUGCUCCAGGAGCAUGAGGAGCAGCAUCGACACUAUAUCAGCAGCCUGAAGAAGCAGAUCUCCCAGCUGAAAGAUGAGCUACAGGAGCGCAGUGAGCAACUCAAGACCGUGCAGGGCUCCCUGGAGCACGGAGGGGUGGGCUUUGGGGCGGGAGGUGUCGGUGUUGGGGGGUUAAUGGGAGGGGAUGGUGGGAUGAGCGAUAGGAGCCGCACAGACCUCAUGGAGUUUCUGAGGUCCCAGCUGAGCCGAGCAGAGGUGCAUGCCGGCACUAAGAUCCCCACGGAGUAUGCCGUGGUGCCCUUCGAGAGCUUCACUCUGCAGAAGGUGUACCAGCUUGAGACAGGUCUCACCCGGCACCCCGAAGAGAAGCCUGUGCGCAAGGACAAGCGGGACGAGCUGAUUGAGAUGCUGGAGACAGCGCUGGAGACGCUCAACUCCCCUGAGGAGGAAGGGAACACCCACCGCCGCAUGUAUUCAGCUUCUGACUUCAUUGAAGGAAUCUACCGCACAGAGAGGGACAAAGGGACUCUGUAUGAACUGACUUUCAAAGGUGACCGUAGUCAUGAAUUUAAACGGCUGGUGUUCUUCCGCCCGUUUGGUCCCAUUAUGAAGGUGAAGAAUGAAAGAGUCGACACCUCCAACAUGCAGAUCAAUAUUAUCGUGCCUCUGGCUAAAAGGGCAGACAAAUUUCGACAGUUCAUGCACAAUUUCAGGGAAGUUUGUGUCCGACAGGAUGGGAGGAUCCACCUCACUGUGGUUUAUUUUGGGAAAGACCAAGUGAGCGAGGUUAAAGCAAUACUGGAAAAUACUUCAAAGGUGGUGAACUUCAAGAACUACACCUUCAUCCAGCUGAAUGAAGAGUUCUCACGGGGGAAGGGGCUGGAUGUGGGCGCCCGGGCCUGGAAAGGAAACAACAUUCUCCUCUUCUUCUGUGACGUGGAUAUCUACUUCACCUCAGAGUUCCUCAACGCCUGCAGACUAAAUGCACAGCCAGGUAAAAAGGUUUUCUAUCCAGUCCUUUUCAGUCAGUACAAUCCUGGUUUAAUCUACGGCCAUCGUGAUGCAAUACCCCCAAUAGAACAGCAAUUAGUCAUCAAAAAAGACACAGGAUUCUGGAGAGAUUUUGGAUUUGGAAUGACUUGUCAAUAUAGAUCUGAUUUCAUCAAUAUAGGUGGCUUUGAUGUAGACAUCAAAGGCUGGGGAGGGGAGGACGUGCACCUCUACCGGAAGUACCUGCACAGUAACCUGGUGGUGGUGCGGACGCCGGUGCGAGGGCUCUUCCACCUGUGGCACGAGAAGCGCUGUGUGGACGAGCUGACACCCGAGCAGUACAAGAUGUGCAUGCAGUCCAAGGCAAUGAACGAGGCCUCGCAUGGCCAGCUCGGCAUGCUGGUCUUCCGACACGAGAUUGAGGCCCACCUGCGCAAACAGAAGCACAAGACCAGCCUCAAGAAGACUUGAGGGCACAGCAAUACUGCUAGGGUGGCAUAGCCAAGGUAGAGGCUUUCAAUGGACCAAAUGAAACAGAAUAGCAAUGACGCCAGGAUUAGGACUGGCCCCGUGCAGAAAAUAAACGUGGCAUGAAUCGAAAACGAAGCCAUGUUUUGCCUUGUCACCCCUUUCAAGUUUCUUCUUUCAUACAUGCAUGUUUUAUAUGAAUCAUAUUACAUUAUAUGUAUAUACCAUAUAAUAAACAUGUUGCCUAGGUUAGACUGAUUGCUGUAUAACUAUCUAUAUGAAGGAUUUGGUGGUAGCUUAGAUUUGGUAGAUUUGAAAUACUGUUAUUUAUACAGUCAUAAAAAAAGGUCUCUUAUUUAUGAUGGUUGUGGGAUCAAGAAACUACAGCCUUUUAUAACUGCAAUUGAAAGGCUAGGAAAGAAAUGGUCCCGUUUAUUUCAAUUAUAUUCCUGAACACAUUGAAGUUGCUUUUGAUUGUUUACCGUAUUUGUUUCAAUCAUGUUGAUUUGUCUGUUUACGGCUUUCUUUUUGUCUUGUCAACCAGUAUUUCUUUUGUAAAAAACAUAUUAUAUUUAAAAAGGAGGGGGUGGGCUUAGGCGAAAUGGUGUGUUCCAAAAUUAAAUAGCAAGAUCACUACGUAAGUGCACAUUCCUUGCUUGCUUGGUAAUAAGAGAAGCCUUUUUAUCACUAAGCAACAUUUUUGGAAGCUUGUGUUGUACUGUAUUUUUUUUGUUAAUUCUUUCAAAGACUAGAUAUGUAGCUUCUGAAAGAGGACAACAGCACCACCCAGUUCAAUCAACAGAAAUCCGAUUCCUUUGGUGAAUGUAUUUUGUUCUCUAAGACUUCCCCUUUGUUGUUGUCAUGCAUAUGCUGGAUAUCUGUACAAUACACAACAAUGCAUUCUGGGUUAUCUAACUGCUCAGGUUCCUUGAUAAUUCAAAAUAAAGCUGUUUAGAAUGAUCGUAUACUAUAGCUUACCUGUUGAUAUGUGUGUGUGUGUAUGUGUGUGUGUAUAUAUAUAUAUAUAUAUAUAUAUAUAUAUAUAUAUAUAU